AGCAAGGCAACAAACAAAAAUGGAGAAGAUAGAUUGCGUAUCACACGGUUAAAGAUACUAUUAGCUACAUAUUUAGCUAUCACAGCAGAUUAAGUAUCGAACGAACCGUUUAUAAGUGCAUCGUGAUGUGAUCUGCGACGAAAUCACUUUAAUAAGAUUUAUUUAGGUACACAUCUUUAAUUGUGCGGUUGUUUUACAGUGAGCGAAUUAGUAAACAACCCGUCCUGUGGUAGCUAAAUAACAGGAUCCCAGCAGCUAGCAAACCAGCUAGCGACUUUGGGGAACAGACAUGGACAAGGCUGACUUCCUGAAAGGACUCCCUGUAUACAACAAAAGCAACUUCAGCAGGUUUCAUGCUGACUCCGUUUGUAAAGCAUCGAACCGACGGCCAUCCGUGUACCUUCCUACGCGGGAGUAUCCGUCUGAACAGAUCAUCGUGACCGAGAAGACGAAUAUUCUGCUGAGGUACCUUCACCAGCAGUGGGACAAAAAGAAUGCAGCUAAGAAGCGUGAGCAGGAAGUAUCCGAGGUGGAGAACAUGGCUGCUCCUCCCAGGAAGAUGGCGAGGACAGACAGGGAGCUCAACGAGGACUUCUAGAACCAGACUGACUGAGGGACACAACCACACACACACACACUCACAAAUACACACAGACACACGUUUACACACACAUCUAUACACAUACUCCCAAGCCUAAGCAAGCACACAGCCACACACUCACUACAAUUAUGCUUGAUUACAUGACCACACACACACACACACACACACACACACACACUAGCAACAAGCCGAGUGAUAAAGGAGCAGAGAGCAGGACUGUGGCCUGACCACCAUCAUCCAAGCUGCUGUGAGAGACAAACCACCUUGUCUGGGUUCAUCUGGGCAACAUCCUCCUCCUCCACGCCUCCAUCCUCUUCUGUCCAUCCCCUCUGAUUAGUGUAUUCAUCUGCCCUGGUGAAAAGACCCAGGCAGCAAUCUACCUCCUCACCCCCUACCAUCUCCUUCCACAGGGACUAAUUUCGUAGAGCUCAUUAUGUGAUUGUUAUUAUUUUUUAGUUUACUUGUACAGUUGUGUACAUCCUCGUCUGCUUGUUUUAAGUGUUGUGUUAUUAUGGUCUGUCUGUCAUCAUGUGGUGCUUGAUCAGUCCUGCUCCUGGUUGUGGUGACUGGAGGAUCGCCUCUACCACUAGGUGGCGGCGUAGACUUAAAAGUGUUUAAUGUCAGAGCUGUGUGUGUUGUACAGAGACACAGUCCACCUGCAGUCCUGUAUGGCUCAGGGGACUACCCGGUUUGAACCCUGAGCUGAGAAUGUGUCUUUGAAUGAGUAUUUGUGAGGAAGCCUUGAGGGGUGUGUUCAGAGAGUGUGUGUGUGUGUGUGAUGAGUUGCCUUAAUGGAAAUGUGUUCCAUGAUCAUGUGAUUCCCCCCCCCCUCCUCAUGGUUUACACGGUAACAAUCUAGGAAUCAGGAAGUACAGAUGUUUUGGAGGCCGUUGAUUGGUUGAAAUGUAAAUUAAAUGCUUCCACGUGGAUCACAUGACGGGAUUCACAUGCAAACCCUCUCGCUGUACUGAGCUAAUGGGAUUCUGGAGCAAUACUAACACACUACAAUAGUGAAGUGAGAUUUGCAGUUUGUUUUUUUGGUGUUCAGCACAUCUCUGCCAGAUGCUCCCGUUUGAAACUUUAGAUCCGAGUGAUGUUCGUUUAUAGCAACUUGGCUCAUCAGCACCAGUUUAAGAUCCACCGUGAAUCUUGUGAUUUAGAGAUUUCCAAGACGGGGACUGUCAUGACAUGGAUGUCAAGUUUUGGGAGGAAAGUGCCAUUCAGGUUUUUUGAAGCUUGGUCUAGUUCAGCCACCGUAGUGGGCCCAGUGUUUGACCCCCCUCCCCCUGUUCCCCUAUGCUGCUAUGUAUAAAGACUUGCAGUGGGUGUGGCUUUGACAACCCUGUCACCAUGUGUAUGUAUAGCUCUCAGAACCGAAACAGGAAGUGGAACCGAGUACUUCCUGGGUCACUUCCUGGGUCACCCAUGUGCAUGUAGCCUCUAAACUCCUCAGACCAGAGAGGUCUGAGAUGGUGGUAGGUUGUCUAUUAUGGGAUGGCUGUUGAGCACCUAGUUACCCCAGCCGUCCGCAUAUACAGUUUAAUGUUGUGUGUUUUCACAUGUAGCCUAUUGGGUUAUUUUUUUAUAUAACUUGUUUAGAUUUGGAUGCACUUGGUCCUCCCUGUCCUGUAGAUGCAGAUUCUGGAGCAGAGUAGGAACUGUGUGAUCUGUGUGCGAAUGCUUCUGUGGACAAUAUGAUCCACCUGUUAAAUCGUUCUGAUUUUAGUGGGUGGAAAAAAGUCAAGCGAUAUCUACCCAGUUUAAUUCUGUUAUUUUGGGAUAUUUUAUGACAAUUUUAUGUCAGUGGAAGAAUAUUGAUAACAGAGCAUUGGAGAAAACAAGUGUUUAUUUUUUAUUUUGUUUCAUGUCAAAUGAAAGUAUAUUUAAUGAAGACUUCUUCCAUUUUGGCUUUGAAAACUUUGCAUCCAUGUUCUCAAUAAAGUAAAUCUUGUUGUUUUAUGGUC
Molecule: messenger RNA, 2565 nt
Organism: Osmerus eperlanus (European smelt)
Lineage: Eukaryota; Metazoa; Chordata; Actinopteri; Osmeriformes; Osmeridae
Product: DET1- and DDB1-associated protein 1-like
Exons: 5
Coding region: 290-598 (102 amino acids)
Biological process (GO): positive regulation of proteasomal ubiquitin-dependent protein catabolic process
Cellular component (GO): Cul4-RING E3 ubiquitin ligase complex
Source: RefSeq, a predicted model, not a curated record